Messenger RNA from Musa acuminata subsp. malaccensis (wild Malaysian banana), 869 nucleotides. Its product is annotated as DNA-binding protein MNB1B. The record is from RefSeq and is a predicted model, not a curated record. NCBI's taxonomy places the organism in Eukaryota, Viridiplantae, Streptophyta, Magnoliopsida, Zingiberales, Musaceae.
UAAAUUUCACUCCUAACGUUUUAAAGUUUCGAUUUCGCCCGACCCGAAAUCCUGCCUCUCUCGCCAUCUCCUUCCCAAACCCUAACCCUAAAGUGACAGGUCCGUCCUUUUUUAUUUCUGCCUUUUCGGCCCGCUUCCUUUGUUCCCAGUCGGAUCGUGUUGCUGUUGGUCACCAUGAGAGGGGGCAAAUCGAGGGCCGCGGCGUCAAGCAAGGAUGACACCAAGGUGGCGGGGAAGAGAAAGGCGGCCGACAAUCAGGGUAAGAGGGCAAAGAGAGGGAAGGCUGGCAAGGACCCGAACAAGCCCAAGAGGCCUCCGAGCGCCUUCUUCGUCUUCAUGGAGGAAUUUAGAAAAGAAUUCCAGGAGAAACACCCUGAGAAUAAGAAAGUCUCCGUGGUUAGCAAAGCAUGUGGGGACAAAUGGAAAUCCAUGUCUGAGGCUGAUAAAGCUCCAUACGUAGCAAAGGCAGCCAAGAGAAAGGCUGAGUAUGAGAAGAUCAUUGCUUCAUACAACAAGAAGCAGUCUGAGGGUUCUAGUGGUAAUGCAAGUCCCGCGGAGGAAGUCGUAGAAGAGGGGUCUAAAUCUGAGGUAGAUGAUGAAGAAGACGGAAAUGGAGAGGAAGAAGAGGAUGAAGAGUAGCUCGGAGGAAGUGAUCGAUUGAGGAAGCAAUGGUGGGAAGGGCCCUUUUUCUUCUUGCUUUUUCUCCUUUUUUUUAAAAUUAUUUUCUUAAUGUUCUAGGAAUUAGAUUAGUAUAGCUUUUCCAUUGUAAGGAAGAAAAGAAAUGGCUCAUGUUCCUUUGGAUGCUUCCAUUUUGCUCAUCCUUUUUGUUAAAUUACUAUCGACAAAGUAUGCAGGGGUUUAACUCAUCU